AUGCUUGGUAAACCGUUAGUGUUACCACAGACAAAACACCAAAUACCCAUAAUUUGUUUUGCUCUAAUUGGUUUUAUUCUAAAUGCUAUUUCAUUGUUCGUAUUUUUGUUUGGAGAGGUAGCUGUCAACUCGCGAUCACAUAAUACAGGACGUCAUCGAUUAGUGGAAAAUGAGAGCACAAAUAUAAGCAUGCGGAUGAGUACAAUCAGUAAAAGCACACAUCAGACAAAAUCACGUAAUACAGGACAUACAAGAAGUUCAUUCAUGAUAAGUUUAGUAUUUUUGUGUGUAUGCGAAGUCAUCUUCAAUCUGGGCUUAUUUGUAUUCAAACUGGUCCAAGUGCUAUCACCGAAAUUUGUUCAUCAAACACCGAAUGAUGGAUACAGUCACAUUCCACCUGAUAUGAUUUUGAUUGUAUUGCCGGUCAUACAAAAUCUCCUCAUGUUUAUUGCAGAGGUAGGUCUUUUUUGUCGAAAUUGGUGUGUCUGCUUAAUCACAGCAGCUCGUGCUGAAGUUGUUAUCUGGCCACUUGGGUCACGUGCCUGGCAAAGGAUUUUAAGGAAACCCAAAAGAUUUAUUCAAAUAUUCAUUCUAAUUCUUUUCUUAUCAAUUAUAAUAGUUGGUUUGAAACAUACAGAUUACAUAGGUCUUCUGUGUUAUGAUGAUACUAUUCAUCAGUAUGGAAUGUGGUCACAAGCUUAUAUGUUUUCACGUGAAUCGUUCUUACUGUAUCUGAACUCUGUAGUGUUACCAUAUCGUGCAGUAAUCACCUGGAUUCUCAUUGUACUGUUUACAGCUAUGAUUAUCAUUAGACUACGGCCAUGGAGUAAAGAGUCUUUACUACUACAAACCUCAAAUUCAAAGUCUUUAGAUGAUAUACCAGCAACACAAGAAUGUUCACAAAAAGAUGCAAUGCGUAAACGUCAGAAGGGGCAAAUGAGGGCAACACGUGUUGUUCUUGUUGUUGCUAUAGCAUUUGGCCUAUUGGAGUGUAUGAACUUUAUGAUUGCAAUCUGCCAGUCUGCUGGACUUCUCGAAAACGACCAUUUAAGUCGACUACUUGAAACCAUUGGCAAUACCUUGAUCACUAUUGACUCUAUUUGCAAUUUUUUCGUGUUCAUCUCACUCAUGUCCUAUUUCCGUCAAAUAUUUUUACAAUUAUUCUGUUGCAAAAAAGCAGUAAUGACUAUACCAGUUACUCAGAAAAGUACAUCUUUCUCCUCAGUAACUCAAACAGUAACGGGAAAUGAUGACCACAUCGAUAGAUUCAAUAUGAAAGUUUAG
This is a messenger RNA of Trichobilharzia szidati, 1284 nucleotides long. Lineage: Eukaryota; Metazoa; Platyhelminthes; Trematoda; Strigeidida; Schistosomatidae. The record is from the annotation of a GenBank genome assembly.